GCAGCCGGAGAGCUGAGCUGAGCUGAGCGGAGCGGAGCGUAGCGCGCCUCGCCAGCGCAGCCUCGAAGCCUGAGCAGAAGACGGGGAAAAAGGAGAAACGCGCUCGAAUCGUCAGCGGCAGAGCGAAAAAUUCGAGUGUUUUAUUGAAUUUUCUGCAGCGAACGCGGAGCAGCUCGCCGGCGGAGAAUAUUUCAAAUUUGCCUCAGAAGAGAGAACCAGAGUACCGGGGCCAUGUACGAUGGGGCAAGGGCGCCUUCUCCUCAGGAUGGCGCUAACGGCUUCCCCCAGCCGGGGGCAUCCACAGGCAGGCCAAAGCCAGAGGAGGAGGUGCAGAAGCCAGAGCCAAUGCCGGCAAAGAAGGCCCAUCGGGAGAUCCUGGACCACGAGCGGAAGCGGAGAGUAGAGCUGAAGUGUAUGGAGUUGCAGGAGAUGAUGGAGGAGCAGGGGUACCCUGAGGAGGAGAUCCGGCAGAAGGUGGGCACAUUCCGGCAGAUGCUGAUGGAGAAGGAGGGCGUGAUCACCAGGGAGGGCUCACACAGGCGCCAAGUUGUGAACCACAUGACUCAUGGCAAUGAGGAAGAAGAGGAAGAUGACGAAGAGCUGGCCGAGGGUUACGCUGCAGAAUGCGACUGCAGCGCUGACUGCUACGACAGGGACUCAGAAGGUCACGGCGAUUACAGAAUGAAGAGGAAAUCAAGUAGUUCUCCAUCCCCACCACCAAAAAAGAGGAAGAAGAAGAAAUCUGGUCGCCACCGCAGCCGGUUUGACAGCUCAUCCCCACCACGCAGAGAGAAGAAGAAGAAGAGUGGGAAGAAACGCAAGCGAGACAGAUCUACAUCGGGUUUGAGGAAGAAGAGGAGGUACAGGUCUGGAAGUCCAAAGAACAAACACAAAGACAAGAACAAACCGAGAAAGAGGUCACCUCUGGACUCACCCAACAGGAGGUCACAUCGCAGGGGCAGUUGCUGUAGCUCUCGAAGCGCCUCCAUCUCUUCCACUGGGAGCCUUUCCAAGUCCCCCAGCAGGCCCACUCUGAAGCACAGAGCAGAGGGACACAAGGCCCGGCAAAGCCCGUCCAGCCACAGCACUUCUCUGUCUCCGGCAUACGGUGCCGUGCCUUCCGCCAUCUGGCAGAAUGGACACCGCGAUGGCAGCAGCAAUGGCAGGGACAGCAGAUCCAACCACCUGGCCAGCGACAAACCACAGGAUAAGCUGAGCCCGCUUCCGGCUUCACCAAGCGCAGGGACAUCACUGUCGCCUCACCCGAAGGAUCGCCAGGCCCAGGGUACCAUUAACAGGAGCCCAGGCAGGCAAACGGAUGCCACAUCCGAGGAUGAGGAGCACCGAGCUGCCAGGAGGUCGACGUCGGCGUCCUCUGGCAAACGCGGCCAUCGGCACAGGGCGCCCAGGAAGAGCUCUCACUCACCGGCCCGCAGCAGCGACUCCGGCCGCUCCCAACACUCCCAGACUCUGAAGAACAAGGGGAGCCAGGUGAAAAAGACGAGAGGUGUCCACUCCUCGAAGAGGCGUCGUCGCAGCCGUCUCCACGCCCGGCACCGGAGCCCCUCGGCUUCUUCGGGCCGACACAGGCGGCACGUGGCCGGCCGCAAAGAGAGCUCAUCCCGUAGUUUGCGGCAGCGCAGCUGCUCCUGGAGUAGCGGGCGCUCCGCUUCAUGUUCCCGUUCACGGGAGCAUGGCAGCAAGGCUAAGUCCCCCCACUCCCGGCAGAACAACUCCAGGGAGAAAGAUGGCACACACCACACGGACGCGGAAGGCAGGACCCGCCGCCGUUCGCGCAGCUACUCCCCCAUACGCAAGAGGAGGCGUGACUCGCCUAGCUUCAUGGAAGCUAGGAGAAUCACAAGGUGCCCCGAGGACUACAGACAGAGGAAUGCAACUGAGCUGCAGCGCCAGGAAACGGCCUAUCCCGUACUACAGGCCCAGCCCAUCGUCCUCCAGCUACAUGAGCAGCCAGUCCGCUUCCAGCCGCAGCCGCAGCUACAGCUACAGCAGCUACAGCCGGAGCAGGAGCCGGAGCCAGAGCCGGAGCCGCUCGCGAAGCCCCAGCCGCAACCACAGCUACUACAGCCGCAGCAGUUCGGAGAGUCCCGGCUUCUGAUGGGCUUGCAGCCCCUCCAGCGCAGGUCCAGCCUCGCCAUCCAGGAGUUCAGCCACGCGCGGUCCUCCUUCGACCCCGCUCUUAGGAUGUUUCGCCCCACACGCAGGCCGUCUUCAUAAGCAACAGAUCGUACAUAUUUUAAUCCGUUAAAAUACUUUUAAAUGUUAAUAUUUGAGAAUUACGAGUCACUAUGCCUGAGCAGAGCACUUUAUUACGGUAUUUUUAUUAUUCAUCGUCAGCGGUUUCAUGGAUUUGCGAAACAAGACGGCACAUCUGCAGCGCUGCGGUUUGCAGGUUGAUGUCUCCAGUAUGUCUGCGCGCUUUUCUUUUCGUCUUUUCAAGACAAAGCAAACGACAGCAGCGGGGGCAGCUCGGGUCGCUCUUCUAAGGAUCGGUUCACGGAGGGAAAUCUAGGCCCGAAUCGCUUUAGGGAGCCGUGGCGCGGCAAAAAAAAAAAAGGUCGUGACGAAUAACCGGAUCGGACAGUGGCACUUGAUCAGGAAUGUGAGGCUUUGAGCGCGGACGCCGUAGAAACAACCCUCGCUGCGUCAGCGAUGAGCAGGGAUGCAAGCAGCAUACUGCAGCAUCGGCGGCUCAUCCCUCGUCUUGUUUUAUUUCAAACAGGAGCCAAGAUCACGCAGCAGAGGUUUUAAAGACGGCCAGCCAUGUGAAAUUAAAGCUCUGACUACUGGACGCAGUUUGGAAGAGGACUGCUUGUCUCUGGGACUACUUGACAAACAGAGGAGCUCAAAGAACAAAACGAAAAGCACUUUCGACCUGAAAUGCUUCCGCGUAGCAAAAAUUAAACCAAAAUAAAAAGAAAAGAGUCGAGACAAAACACGGAUACUUCCACGUAACAUUAUUUAGAGGGAAAAACACGACGACGGAUAAAGAAUAACGAACAAACGCAGGAGACGCAGACCAUCUUUUGCCCCUUCUUUUUUAAUGUGACUUCAUGUUUUUAACAUCGGAACAAUCAAGUACAAGAACAAAAGAACUGAGGUGCGUUAAGGCGCUGCGUUUUAUAGAAGUACACUAUGUACGCGUAUGUCAGGCUGUCUUGUAUGAAUUGAACAGUUAACGCUGGCUGUAAACUAUGCACUGUAUAUACCAUGUUAUUUAAGAGUUUUGUUUUUUUUGUUUUUUUUUUUUUUUUUGUUUUUUGUUUUUGCCUUUGUGGAUCUUCAGCAUGCUGCACCCAGGACAGAGGCUAUACUCUGUUUAGAACCCCUGUGGCUUUUCUCACUGCAGGAGAGCCCGUAACUGUCCUUUUAAUUCCAAAUUCAGUGACUUGGUUCCGUCUCUGACGCUGAGCUUCUUCGGAAGGCACGCAAAAAUGCCACCGUUCCCAUUUUUUAGAUUUCGCCGAAGCGGUUUUAGCUUUUUGGAAAUAACGUGUAUUUGACACCUUUAAAUACCCAGCGUUAGAACAUUGUACAGCGGAUUAUUUUUUGGCUUUUUUUGUUUAUGACCAGAAUGUCAAAGUACAAAAAAACCAGGCCAUAGUACUGUAUUUGUGUUCGACCGAUCUAUUUAUUUGUUUGUUUGUUUGUCAGUUUGUGUGUUUAUGUAUUAAUUUAUUGAUCCGUUUAUUUAUCUAUCUAUUUAUUUACUGGGUUUGUAAAAGCAAACUUUCAGUCAGCUCAUGUAUUUGGAGAAAAAGUGCUGCAAAUAUAUACACGAUUUUAGUAUUUAUAUAGAAAAAAGAGAAAUUUAAUCAAGUUAAAUCCAAAGCCUUUUAAAUGAUUUCUCUUGAAUUUGCAAUUAUGCUUUUGCAUCUAGUGGAAAAACAAAGUUUUGCAUUCGACAGAGAAGUACACUGAACAGGGCGCCCCUUUACGUGGAUUGCAACUGCUAUUGUGUGCGCGGUGUGGUCUUCUCUAAUCCCAGACAGGGUUAGGCAGCCCAACGAAGGCGGGGUGUUGCAGCAUUAGACACCCGCACCCACGCCCCACACUUGCGGCGAGUAGGUUGACAAUGUCCGCGGUCUGCGUCCGGACGCUCCGUUGGCGGCGCCUGCCUCGGCUCUCCAGGUACGGCUGGCCUUUCACCUUGUACAGAAACAAAGAGGUUCUCAGACCGGUGUCUCGGACCUUUCGCAUCAUCAACCCGAACACCGGCGCUGCAAUCAGGGAACUUUCAGUCUUCCUAAUCGUUUUAUCGGUCUUGUUCGCCCUGUGUGUUACAUUUUAAUAUGUAACCAGAGUUAUGAUGAAUAAAAGACACCGAGUAGUACAGUAUAACAGCUCUCACCUUGGGAUUGUAUAAAAAAAGUCAGUAGUUGUUGUGCACUAGUUAUUAUACAGAAUAAUAAAGUAUAUACAC
Scleropages formosus (Asian bonytongue) is the source of this 4444-nucleotide messenger RNA. RefSeq names its product serine/arginine repetitive matrix 3 (gene srrm3). Lineage: Eukaryota; Metazoa; Chordata; Actinopteri; Osteoglossiformes; Osteoglossidae. The record is from RefSeq and is a predicted model, not a curated record. Bases 232 to 2238 code for a protein of 668 amino acids. The transcript has 15 exons. Gene Ontology annotation, molecular function: mRNA binding.